This is a messenger RNA of Sapajus apella (tufted capuchin), 1636 nucleotides long. It is a transcript of the gene ANKS4B, whose product is annotated as ankyrin repeat and sterile alpha motif domain containing 4B. Gene Ontology annotation, biological process: brush border assembly. Gene Ontology annotation, molecular function: protein binding. NCBI's taxonomy places the organism in Eukaryota, Metazoa, Chordata, Mammalia, Primates, Cebidae. The transcript is spliced from 2 exons. The coding region runs from base 143 to 1396 and encodes 417 amino acids. The record is from RefSeq and is a predicted model, not a curated record.
UCCAUGAAAGGAAGCUGGAAUGAGCUUUGCCCCAGUGACACUCUUCCUUGUCACUGAUUAACUAGCUCUGUAGGAAGGUUGCUCUGCCAACACCCUGCUCUGCCUGGAGAGACAUCUGGCCAAGUUCUGGUGAGCAGAAAAAAUGUCUACUCGUUACCACCAAGCUGCUAGUGAUAGUUACCUGGAACUUCUAAAAGAGGCUACCAAGCGAGAUCUAAAUCUUUCCGAUGAAGAUGGCAUGACUCCCGCUCUCUUAGCAGCCUACCAUGGGAACUUGGAAGCCCUAGAGAUAAUCUGCAGUAGAGGAGGGGACCCUGAUAGGUGUGACAUCUGGGGAAACACUCCUUUACAUUUUGCAGCCUCCAAUGGCCAUGCCUACUGCGUCUCAUUCCUGGUCAACUUUGGUGCCAACAUCUUUGCCCUGGAUAAUGAUUUACAGACUCCACUGGAGGCUGCUGCCAGCAGGGAGCAGAAUGAAUGUGUUGCUCUCCUGGACAAGGCUGCCACUGCCCAGAACAUCAUGAACCCCAAGAAAGUUGCCAGGCUGAAGGAGCAGGCUCAGAAGAAUGCCAGGAGGCAGAUCAAAGAGUGUGAGAGGCUCCAGGAGAAGCACCAAAAUAAGAUGGCCCGUACCUACAGCAAGGAGGAAUCUGGGACUCUCUCUUCUUCCAAGGGCACCUUCUCCAGGUUAUCUCCUUCAAAUGCUUCUGCUCCUGGCACAUUCGGGUCACUAUCUAAGGGUAUCAAAGACACUUUCAAGAUCAAAUUCAAGAAGAACAAAGAUACAGCAGAACAGGUGGGGAAGGAAGGCAGAAGUGGGCAGAGGAAUGUGAUGGAAGUGUUCAGAGAGGAAGAGGAAGACUCCUUCUCAGGGGACUUCAAAGAGAAGCUCCAGUUGUCGGCAGAGGAGGACAGCAGUGUGCACCACGAAUCCAUUCUCAAUCGUCCAGGUCUAGGAAAUAUUGUUUUUAGAAGGAGCAGGAUAUCAAGUCCUGAAGACAUCUCAGAUAGCAAGACGGAGUUGGGUUUUAAACUGCCCAGUGAAUUGCUUCAAAGACAAGGAGGAGCAGCAGCUGAUGAGGACGCAGGUGAUGAAGAGGGAGAGAAAAACGGCCUCAAAGAUGAUCUGCCAUGGGAUGAGGAUGAAGUGGAGUGGGAGGAAGACGUGGUUGAUGCCACGCCCCUGGAAGUGUUCUUGCUGUCUCAGCACCUGGAAGAAUUCCUGCCUAUCUUUAUGAGAGAGCAGAUUGAUCUAGAAGCUCUGCUGCUCUGCUCUGAUGAGGACCUUCAGAGCAUACAAAUGCAGCUGGGUCCCAGGAAGAAAGUUCUGAAUGCUAUCAACAGGAGGAAGCAGGCGCUACAACAGCCUGGGCAGCUGGUCGACACCAGCCUGUGAUGCAGAGCCUUGGUGGACAGCAUUGGAGUGAUGCUGUGUCCCGCUGGUCGCACUCCUGGCAGCACCCCCUCUCUACCCAAUUCCAGGUCACUGGGAAUGGAUUCUAGGGCAUUCGAGAUGCCUACCUGAGAGAGAGGCCCAAACUUCACUCUGGGAAGUAGACUAUGCCCAUCCAAAUAAAUCAUGAGAAACUUGAGGAGACUUCAUAACAAGAAGAUGGCAUUUCUCUGCAGUUAUAUA